AUGUACAAUCAGAUCACUACCCAGAAGCUUCUCCUGUUUUGGAGUUGUUACUGGAUCCAGGCUUGUGUUGAACAAGACAAGCUGGGUCAAGCAUUUGAAGAUGCUUUUGAAGUACUGAGGCAACAUUCAACUGGUGAUCUUCAGUACUCCUCAGAUUACAAAAAUUAUCUGGCUUUCAUCAACCACUGUUCUCAUGUCAGAGGAAAUUCCAACAGCUAUGGUGUGCUGCCCACAGAGGAACCGGUCUACAAUUGGAGAACAGUAAUAAACAGUGCUGCGGACCUCUAUUUUGAAGGAAAUAUUCAUCAGUCUCUGCAGAACAUCCCUGAAAACCAGCUGGUGCAACCUACACUUCUCCAGCAAAAGGGAGGAAAAGGCAGGAAGAAGCUCCGACUGUUUGAAUACCUUCAUGAAUCCCUGUGUAAUCCCGAGAUGGCAUCUUGUAUUCAAUGGAUAGAUCAAACCAAAGGCAUCUUUCAGUUUGUAUCAAAAAACAAAGAAAAACUUGCCCAACUUUGGGGGAAAAGAAAAGGCAAUCGGAAGACCAUGACUUACCAGAAAAUGGCCAGAGCACUGAGGAAUUAUGGAAGAACUGGGGAAGUCAUCAAAAUCCGGAGAAAGUUAACUUACCAAUUCAGUGAGGCCAUUCUCCAAAGACUGUCUCCAUCUUAUUUCUUGGAAGAAGAGAUCUUCUACUCACAGUAUGUUCAACCUGAUCAAGGAUAUCUCAGUUUAAAUAACUGGAAUGCAAAUUAUAAUUAUACAUACACCACUUACCAUGAUCUAAGUCACCCUGAUUGCUAA
Molecule: messenger RNA, 804 nt
Organism: Balaenoptera ricei (Rice's whale)
Lineage: Eukaryota; Metazoa; Chordata; Mammalia; Artiodactyla; Balaenopteridae
Gene: SPIC
Product: Spi-C transcription factor
Exons: 5
Coding region: 1-804 (267 amino acids)
Biological process (GO): cell differentiation; regulation of transcription by RNA polymerase II
Cellular component (GO): nucleus
Molecular function (GO): sequence-specific DNA binding; DNA-binding transcription factor activity, RNA polymerase II-specific
Source: RefSeq, a predicted model, not a curated record